Achroia grisella is the source of this 634-nucleotide messenger RNA. Its product is annotated as transforming growth factor beta regulator 1. The coding region runs from base 62 to 376 and encodes 104 amino acids. The record is from RefSeq and is a predicted model, not a curated record. The transcript is spliced from 2 exons. NCBI's taxonomy places the organism in Eukaryota, Metazoa, Arthropoda, Insecta, Lepidoptera, Pyralidae.
AUCUACAUACUUGUCAUUUUUAAUUUUCUUCACAGAUAGAUUAACAUAGAAUUUUAUUAUUAUGAAUAUCAAUUUAAAUCAAAAUACUAAGCAGAGUAAAAGAUAUAAAAAUAAAUUGAAAUAUUUAAAACUAAGAGUAAAAGGUUUAUUACUGGAAAAUGCAGCACUAUGUGAUGAAGUAGCAAAAAUCCAGGAGACCAUUCUUAUUGUAAAAGAUGAAAGGAAAUAUUUGCUUCGUAAAUUGUUAGAGUAUGAAAAUGAAACUGAGUUUCAAACUUAUCAUCACGAACCUGUGGUAGCAUUAAAUGGCUCAAGAGGAAAAGUAAAGAAAAGGAGAAGCAUUGAAGAUGCUGGAAAAACUGUUUCUGCAUCUUAGUAUUUAAAAUCACAUAAUAAUGUUAUGUGUUUAUUAUAAUCAAGAUUGACAAGGCACAAGGACUUACAGUUACCAUCUUGUUUAAAGAAUUUACUGAUAAUAACCAUAAUAAUGCAGUGUUAUGAAGGAUAUAUAAUUAAGCAUAUUUGAUGGAGGUAUAGUGAUGAAGAAUUGAUAAUUUCCACCAUAAAGCACAAGGAUAUAGAUACUGGUGGGAAUAUAUAGACUGCUUAUUAGUGUUUUCAACCUUUACGAAAU